Molecule: messenger RNA, 321 nt
Organism: Diversispora eburnea
Lineage: Eukaryota; Fungi; Glomeromycota; Glomeromycetes; Diversisporales; Diversisporaceae
Source: the annotation of a GenBank genome assembly
AUGACCAAAAAAAACGAGCCCAUUGCAUUCUCUUCAAAAAUCAUUGAUUCGUUAAAAUCCUAUACGUUGCGUCAUCUGGAAAAUGAAACUAAUACCAAAAUUUUUAUCGAUUACGAAAGUUUAAAUAUUACUAUCCGACCCAAAAACUCUAAAUCGGAUAUUGGUACAGCUAGAUAUCAAAUUGAAGAGAUGCUCAAAAUUUAUUAUCGUCGUAAAUAUGAAAAUUCGAUUGCUCUGAGACGUGAGAAAAAUCGUGAGCAGAGGGAGAUUAGGCAGUUGAUUGACCGGAGUAUUGAAAAUUAUAAAGAUAUUAUAUAUUAG